AUGCUAGAAAUUGGCCUCGGUUGUGACAUGAACUAUGGCCCCGGCGCCUCCUACUACACCUGGCUCGAAUACUUCCCGAAGGUGGACCUGUACUACAUCGAGUACGACGCCGCUUGUGCCGAGAGAUGGGCCGCAAACACGACUGGCGCAACAAUCUUCUCUGGAGACCAAGCAGACGUAGCUUUCUUGCAUCGCUUCAUGCGCGAGGCGGGCUCCGAUUUCGACAUCAUUGUCGAGGAUGGGGGCCACCACAUGAAUCAGCAAAUCACAUCGCUGGAGACUCUCUGGAGGGCGAUAGUGCCCGGGGGAAUCUACUUUUGUGAAGAUUUACAAACAUCAUACAUGUCCGAGUAUGGAGGGGAUGCUACUGGCAAGGGAAAGACAAUGAUGAAUAUGAUCAAGGAGAUGAUGGACGAUCUCAAUGUCAUUCCGGCAAAGACGACCAGGAAGCAUGAAGUGACCAGGGACAUGAGGUUCAUUGAUUGUCAGACUGAAGCGUGCGCAUUCAUUAAGCAGCCACUGCAAUGA
Ramularia collo-cygni is the source of this 528-nucleotide messenger RNA. RefSeq lists its product as uncharacterized. The transcript is spliced from 3 exons. Lineage: Eukaryota; Fungi; Ascomycota; Dothideomycetes; Mycosphaerellales; Mycosphaerellaceae. Bases 1 to 528 code for a protein of 175 amino acids. The record is from RefSeq and is a predicted model, not a curated record.